GUCGAGAAAGUGCGGUUUGCAGCGCGGUUUCGUUUCGUUUCGUUUCGCAGAACGUUUUUUUUAAAUUGAAGUAAGUUUAAUGUUAUAAAUAGCUCGAACAAUGGCAUCGAAUGUGAUGAUACGUUUGGCCUCAGACCGGGUUAACCUGUCGCUGCUAUCCGGAGAUAGUAAUCCUCGGCUUUUUACGCCCGGCGAAGUGAUAACGUCCCAGCAAGGUUUCAUGCGCGGCCAUGGCACCUACAUGGAAGACGAAGACAUCAAAUCAUCUCUGGCGGGUGUGAUGGUCCAGGUGAACAAACUGAUCACGGUGAAAGCCCUCAAGGGGCGCUACGUCGGUGAAAUCGGUGACGUCAUUGUGGCCCGGGUCACUGACGUGCAACAGAAACGCUGGAAGGUCGACACCAACUCCCGACUGGAUUCGGUUCUAUUGCUUUCCUCGGUUAACCUACCGGGUGGCGAACUGCGGCGUCGGGGCGUCGAAGAUGAACAGCAGAUGCGAAAGUACCUGCAGGAAGGUGAUCUGAUAUCGGCCGAGGUGCAAAAUGUCCACUCGGAUGGAGUCCUUUCAUUGCACACGAGAAGCUUGAAGUACGGCAAACUUGGUCAAGGCAUUUUGGUUACGGUGUUCCCAUCGUUGAUCAAGCGACGCAAGACACACUUCCACAACCUGGCCUGUGGAGCUUCGGUGAUCUUGGGAAAUAACGGAUUCAUCUGGAUCGCUCCGAUCGUGAAUACGGAAGGCGAAGAGGGUGGAGGCUUCACACAAAACCUGGAAGAAACCAUUUCGGUACAAGAUCGGGAAGUGAUAUCGCGGCUUAGAAACUGUAUCUUGGCGCUGGCCAACUGUAAAAUGAUGCUGUACGAUACCAGCAUCCAGUAUGCCUAUGAUGAAUCGUUGAAGUACGAAGUUCAUGAGCUGCUGCACCAGGAAGCUAUGUUUGAUAUUGCGUUUUUGACCCAGCACAAGCUGCGAUUACAGGAAUAAAGUUUCUAUU
This is a messenger RNA of Uranotaenia lowii, 995 nucleotides long. RefSeq names its product exosome complex component RRP4 (gene Rrp4). NCBI's taxonomy places the organism in Eukaryota, Metazoa, Arthropoda, Insecta, Diptera, Culicidae. Gene Ontology annotation, cellular component: cytoplasmic exosome (RNase complex); nuclear exosome (RNase complex). The coding region runs from base 101 to 985 and encodes 294 amino acids. Gene Ontology annotation, molecular function: RNA binding. The record is from RefSeq and is a predicted model, not a curated record. Gene Ontology annotation, biological process: exonucleolytic trimming to generate mature 3'-end of 5.8S rRNA from tricistronic rRNA transcript (SSU-rRNA, 5.8S rRNA, LSU-rRNA); TRAMP-dependent tRNA surveillance pathway; U4 snRNA 3'-end processing. The transcript is spliced from 3 exons.